AUGCACUUUGACGAAAUACAGAGUCCAAACAAAGACGUGCGGAUGGGAAAAAGGCAGCGAUUAGCAGCCAAUGGCAGCCGAGUAUCUCGCACUUCUGGUACACCCCGUAGUAUAUCUCGAAUGUCUCUCAUAGAUCGUACAUCCCGGAUCCCCCGGGACGGAAACCACUUGACACUGCCAGACUGUCUGACGGCGACAAGUAGCUGCGGUCGUCGCCUCGUCCAGUGUUUAAAUGUUCGCGCCCCGGUCCGCAUCCUUUUAGUCGAUCAGCGAGUCAGGAUGAGCAAGGAAGCCAGUAAGAGUGCGAGGAUCGGGCAGCGGGAGCGCCGUCUCCUGCGGACGCCCAAGUGCGCGAGGUGCCGCAACCACGGCGUGAUCUCCUGUGUCAAAGGUCACAAGCGGCUGUGUCGGUGGCGCGAGUGCUGCUGCCCCAACUGCCAGCUGGUGGUGGACCGCCAGCGGGUGAUGGCCGCCCAGGUGGCCCUGCGCCGCCAGCAGACCAUGGAGGCCCUGGAGGCCACCUCCUGCUCCGCCUCGAAGCCAUCGCGAUUGGCCACUGGAACGGCGUCCAGCAGCGAGGGCGAGGACUCCCUCAGCUCCACAUCACCGCCGCCGGCACAUCCAUCCGCCGGACACACCGCAUCCACAUCCGCAUCCGCAUCCUCAUCUGCCACACGACAGGCUCUGAUGGCCCAAAAGAGGAUCUACAAGCAGCGAUUGCGCAGUUUGCAGCAGUCCACACUCCACAUCACCGCGGCCAUGGAAGAGUACAAGCAGCGGUUUCCCACAUUCAGCUCGCCGUUGAUGGAGCGCAUGCGCAAACGUCGGGCGUUCGCCGAUCCGGAACUGAACUACGCCAUGGAGGCGACGCUGGGCGGGAACGCCUUGUACUUCGCCACCGUUGCCUCGGCGGCGGUCCACCACGAGCAGCACAUAUAUCACCCGAUGCCGCCGACGAUCCCGCCCCCGCACCAGCCCGCCAAUCCCCCGAUGAACACACCCACCGCCUCCGCGAAGAAGCCCAAGCUGAGCUUCUCCAUCGAGUCCAUCAUGGGCAUCAGCACGUAGCCGAGGC
Messenger RNA from Drosophila rhopaloa, 1075 nucleotides. It is a transcript of the gene dmrt11E, whose product is annotated as doublesex- and mab-3-related transcription factor 2. NCBI's taxonomy places the organism in Eukaryota, Metazoa, Arthropoda, Insecta, Diptera, Drosophilidae. Gene Ontology annotation, molecular function: RNA polymerase II cis-regulatory region sequence-specific DNA binding; DNA-binding transcription factor activity, RNA polymerase II-specific. The record is from RefSeq and is a predicted model, not a curated record. Gene Ontology annotation, cellular component: nucleus. Gene Ontology annotation, biological process: sex differentiation; regulation of transcription by RNA polymerase II.